AUGGCAAAGAGGCCAAGUAUGGGGAGACAAAAGAUCAAGAUCGAGAAAAUAGAGAUCAAAAACCACCUUCAAGUCACUUUCUCGAAACGCCGUUCCGGGCUGUUCAAGAAAGCGAGUGAAUUGUGUAUUCUUUGUGGGGUCGAGGUGGCUAUUAUCGUCUUUUCGCCGGCAGGAAAAGUGUUUUCUUUCGGGCACCCGAACGUGGACCCCAUCAUCGACCGGUUCCUCGUCCCCCGGAGCCGCCACCACCACGCCGCGAACGCCACCGCCCACCUGGUGGAGGCGCACCGGAGCGCCGCCGUGCGGGAGAUGAACCUGCAGCUGACGCAGAUGACGGCGGAGACGGAGAUCGAGAGGAAGCGAGGGGAGGCGCUGGAUGAGAUGAGGAAGGAGAGGCGGCGGCGGUGCUGGUGGGAAGCUCCGGUGAGCGAGCUCCGGCUGCCGGAGCUGGAGCAGCUGAGAGACGCCAUGGAUGAGCUCAAGAAAAACGUUGCCGCCCAGGCGGAGAGUAUCAUGGCGGCGGCGGUCAAUACUUCCACGUUUCUUGCUAUGAACGGAACGGCGGCGCCGGCCGCCGGAAUAUUUGAUCCGUCGGAGGCAAAACCGCCGAGAAUUAUGGGUAGCAAUACUCAUAAUCAUCAUCAUCAUCAUGCACUGCAUGACUUUGGAUAUGAUCUUGCGUUUUCCUGAGCUGCUCGAUCGAUUGAUUUCAUUGGUUGAUGACAUUGGGUGUUAUUGGCCGUUGGAUCAAAUUUGUUCCUGGUU
Ipomoea triloba (trilobed morning glory) is the source of this 765-nucleotide messenger RNA. RefSeq names its product agamous-like MADS-box protein AGL62. Gene Ontology annotation, molecular function: protein dimerization activity; RNA polymerase II cis-regulatory region sequence-specific DNA binding; DNA-binding transcription factor activity, RNA polymerase II-specific. NCBI's taxonomy places the organism in Eukaryota, Viridiplantae, Streptophyta, Magnoliopsida, Solanales, Convolvulaceae. The transcript has a single exon. The coding region runs from base 1 to 690 and encodes 229 amino acids. The record is from RefSeq and is a predicted model, not a curated record. Gene Ontology annotation, biological process: regulation of transcription by RNA polymerase II.